Penicillium crustosum is the source of this 531-nucleotide messenger RNA. RefSeq lists its product as uncharacterized. The transcript has 3 exons. NCBI's taxonomy places the organism in Eukaryota, Fungi, Ascomycota, Eurotiomycetes, Eurotiales, Aspergillaceae. Bases 1 to 531 code for a protein of 176 amino acids. The record is from RefSeq and is a predicted model, not a curated record.
AUGAAAUUGGACUCUGUCCCUAGGUGGGGCAACCCCUCGGGUCACCUGGCAAUCCUCAAUCUUCAACCCCUCUGCCCGCCUUCAGCGCAGAUUGUCUUGCAUUUUUGCACCGAGUUGCCAGCGCCAUCGCACAACAUAGUCGGCCGAGGAAUUGCGUACGCCGCUUUGCGUUCGACUAAAGCCUCAGACCAUCUUGCCUUCCUCGUACACCGGGCUUCGCAGGCUUCAUCUUUCGGUUCCGGAUCGAUAUCGACUGUGAGCAUGGUGAUGCCGAACGAGGCCUCUUUGGGAACCGAUGCAAUAGAAGGAGAGAUCUACAACAUACGUGGAGCCAUACUAUUCCGACCAACACCUUACGAUAGGGAAAUUACCGGGAAGGGAGAUUCAAUCAUGGUUUAUGAUCCGAACGCGGACAUGGACUCUCCGCCAUCCUGGGAGAACGAGGAUCCAUCGAAGGAAGAAACAGGUCCAGUACCAGCGGGUUUCGAGAUUCGCGUGAUUGGAGCAGUCGUUGUCUUCAAACGCGUAUAG